Molecule: messenger RNA, 2598 nt
Organism: Lethenteron reissneri (Far Eastern brook lamprey)
Lineage: Eukaryota; Metazoa; Chordata; Hyperoartia; Petromyzontiformes; Petromyzontidae
Gene: PARL
Product: presenilin associated rhomboid like
Cellular component (GO): membrane
Molecular function (GO): serine-type endopeptidase activity
Source: RefSeq, a predicted model, not a curated record
GGACGUGACGUCGGUGCAGGAGCCGGAAGUUCACCGGGUCAACAUGGCAGCCGUGUUGAGGGGCGCGUGUGCGGCGCGUCCUUCACUCUCAUGGUGCCUGGUGCCAUGGCAGACGACGUGCCGUGGCUUCCGCCGCGUGUCCAAGGAAGGAAGUCUUGUGCCCCCUCCUGCACGCAAUGGUUUGCUCCGUCCAGCUGAGUCCAUCCCGGGCGGAGGGCGAGGUUCUGCCGUUUCCCUCGUGCGUCCCCUGUUCUUCACCAUUGGGUUCUCGGGCUGUGCAUUUGCGACUGCCUCUAUCGUGCAAUACGAGGUGGUAAAACACCGCGUGAACAACUACCUGAGUGACGCGCGCAAUGCCUGGAUGGAACGCACACGGCCCGCAAAGAGUGGGGACUUCCGCAAACAGAUCAACCUGUGGUGGAACUCGCUGUCUGAGGGCGGCAGGACUGUCGCUGGCAUCAUCGCGAUCAAUGUGCUGGUGUUUGGAAUGUGGCGGGUGCCGGCGUUGCAGUCGAGUAUGAUGCGUCUCUUCAUGGCCAACCCUGCCGCAAAGGCCCCGUGCCUGCCCAUGAUCCUGUCGUGUUUCAGCCACUACUCACCCAUGCACCUGGCGGCCAACAUGUACGUGCUGUGGAGCUUCUCCCACAGCGCCGUCUCCAUGUUCGGUCGCGAGCAGUUUCUCGCAUUCUACACAUCCGCAGGUGUUACCUCGUCGUUUGCGAGCUACGUCUUUAAGACGGUGACGGGAAAAUUCACCCCCUCCCUCGGCGCGUCUGGUGCCAUCAUGGCCGUGCUCGCUGCCGUCUGCACCCAGUUCCCCGACAGCAAACUCGCGAUCAUCUUCCUGCCCAUGAUCCCUUUCACUGCCAGCAGCGCUCUCAUGGGGAUCAUGGCUCUCGACACGACCGGACUCAUCCUAGGCUGGAAGUUGUUUGACCACGCGGCGCAUCUGGGUGGAGCCCUGUUCGGCAUUCUGUACGCGUGGCGGGGAAACGAAGUCAUCUGGCUGAACCGGGAACCUCUGCUCAGAAUCUGGCACAACAUCCGCUCCCGCGGGGGUGGCUCCUAGCCCCGGGUGCGUGGCCUAGCCAUGAGGGGUGGGGCUUAUUACAAAGGGGGUGGGGUUUUGUGGGGGGGGGGGGUGGAGUUUUGUUGGAGGGAGCCCUGGAACUUUGUGAAAACAUGGGGUGGCACUUGCCACACAAUUGAGGGGAAAGGCUUUGUGUGGGAGAGUUUGGUGGGGCAUUGUAAGAGUGGUGAGGUGGACCAUGUCACAAAGUCUGGGCGGGGCUUAAAAAGAAGAGAUGCGAGGGGAGGGGUCUAAAUAAACGAGAUGGCGCUUGCUCUAAAAGGGGAAGUCAUUUUUUUUAAAGGGCGGUCAGGGCUAAGAUGUAUUUAAGAAAAAGGAGGUAGUUAACUUUAAGGAAUGGCUUUUACAAACGGGGCUGGGCUUAAUUUAAAAAGGACACGUUUGAUUGAAAGUGCACGAUGCUAUUAGAAGUGGGCAUGGUUUAUUAUUUAAGUGGAGGGACAGGGUGUAAUGGGAAGGGGGGGGGGGGUUAAACCAAACGUGGGCAGGGCCUGGCCAGAAGAGGCUGGGCCCAGUCAACUGACAUCAUCGUGUCAUCAGACGUGGCUUCAGAGAAGCCUUUGAUACUUUGCUUUGAUGACGUCACACCAAUACAGUUAUUCUGAAUAAACAAAAACACGUUAUUUGGAGGAGGCCGGAUGGCUUGGAUGCCAGCGCUGGACUGGCACAGCUGAGAUCCUCAAUACAAAUCCGGGUUCAGUCAUCCGUUGCUGAUGGUCCCCGCUCACGAUGUCACCGAAGACUGCACGAAAAAAACACGUAAAUACUCUUAGUUUUUUCGGUAAAGUCACGUAGGUAAAAAAUGAAAUUAAAAUUUUUAUUUUAUUUUAAUUUCAUUUUUUACCUACGUGACUUUACCGAGAAAACUAAGAGUAUGAAUCCUUGCAGUCACGAAAGUUUCAAAUCUAGAACACUAACGUAAAAUUUGGUUCUGCACUUAAUAUUGGUAAUUUUUAGCUAUUAUGAUGAAAAAUAUAUUAGUUUGACUGUCAUAUGCUGAACAUUAUUCGCUGCAGCAGGACAGGUGGGACAGUGCUGCCCUGCUUGCUACUGUGUGUACUUGGAAGAGAUAUCAGAGGUAGCUCUGUGGUUUCUUCUCUCCGUGGGCUUUUCUCGGACCAGAUGGUUGUGCACUGCUGUUUGCAAGAUCCAGAUAGAUCCUUCGUCCUAUUGCUAGACUGAUAGCAUAAUAGAGAUAUUGCUAGAAAAUAGACAAAAACACACAUCGUGGCUCAUGAACACACGCAAGAGCAGUCGUGGAUAUAUUGGUUUGGCUCUCAACACAAUCUGUUGGGAACCUAAGGACGAUUUAAGUGUGUGUGUGUGUGAUGGCAUAAUGGAUUAGCCACUUCCUGCACCACAAUUGUAGCCUGAUCUGGUUCUGAACAGAUCAUUUCAGCCCGGAACAGACUCGGUCAAACUAUUGCCCAAAUGUAAUGUCUCUGACCUGACAAUGAAAAACAUGUAUUAAAGGCUACAUACACUGACGUGUUGUAGUUUGAAAGAAA